Molecule: messenger RNA, 1217 nt
Organism: Photinus pyralis (common eastern firefly)
Lineage: Eukaryota; Metazoa; Arthropoda; Insecta; Coleoptera; Lampyridae
Product: alpha-tocopherol transfer protein-like
Exons: 6
Coding region: 157-1095 (312 amino acids)
Cellular component (GO): membrane
Molecular function (GO): phosphatidylinositol bisphosphate binding
Source: RefSeq, a predicted model, not a curated record
CUUAAAUUUUGCCUCAAAAAGAUUCCGAACCUACAAAGUUGAUUUCGAUAUUGGUACUGUUAGUUUCACGAAGAAUUUCGGGGCUAAUGCAGUAGUAGUAGAAAGUUCGGCAGUGGGUUACUUUCUUUUGUGAAUUAAUUGGUCUUCCUCGUAAAGAUGCCGAGAUUUGCCGAUACAAUGCUGUCCGAUUUGGAUACGUUUCCAGUGAUCCAACUAGGAGACUUUUCUCUAAAAUUUGAAUUGGAUGACCUUACGCCCGAAUUUCAAGAGAUCGCCAGGAAGGAGCUAAGGGAAUCUCCCGAAAAGAAAGAAGAAUCUCUUGCCGAGCUGCGUGAAUUGCUUAAAGACGAACCUGACCUUUGGAUACCAAUUGAUAACGACGCCUACCUAGUCAAGUUUCUACGACCAUGUAAAUAUUACCCAGAGAGCGCUUGUGAACUUAUUAAGAGGUACUACGCAUUUAAAAAGAAACACGCGGAGAUAUACGACGAACUAACACCUAGUAAAGAAAGUAACAUAUUUCAACAAAAUAUCUUAACAGUACAACCCAAUCGAGAUCAACUGGGUAGAAGAAUUCUAGUAAUUGAGUUAGGCAAAAAAUGGAAGCACAAACAGUGUUCAUUAGACGAAGUCUUCAAAGGUUGCGUACUUUUCCUAGAAGCUGCGAUGUUAGAGCAUGUGACACAAGUUGCCGGCGCCAUCGUAAUUUUCGACAUGGAAGGACUUAGCUUACAGCAAACCUGGCAGUUUACGCCCUCGUUUGCCAAACGAAUUGUGGACUGGCUACAGGAUGCCAUCCCCCUCCGUUUGAAAAACAUCCACAUCGUCAACGAGCCUUUCAUCUUCAACGUUGUGUUUAAUUUAUUCAAACCAUUCUUGAAAGACAAAUUGAAGAGCCGAAUUAUUUUCCAUGGAACUAAUCGCAAAUCGCUUCACGAAUACAUUAGCCCAGAGUACUUACCGGAAUGUUACGGCGGAACGCUAUCGUUACCAAGAAUAACUGGUAGUCAAUGGCAUCAGUUACUCGUAAUGAGCGACAAAGAGUACGAAGCAAUUAACUCAUAUGGAUAUAAAAAGAUGGUGAAGAACCAUUGAAGACGGAUUUUUUUAAUUUUAAUGGCACAAAGUAUUACAUAUUUAUACUGUAUAGUUCUUAGGAUAUAUUUUUAUAUUGGUUGACUGAUAUGAUAUUAAUUACAAUUGGCUAUUAUUUUGAC